AUGAAGAAGAUGGGGCGGCGGCAUCGGCCGUUUUAUCGUGUUUGCGCAACCGACGGUCGUCGGCCGCGUGAUGGUCGUGUACUGGAAGAACUCGGAACCUACGAUCCCAUGGUCUCCGAAGUUGACGCUCGAGCCUUGCUCAACGGCGAACGUGUGGCCUACUGGCUGAGUGUCGGUGCCCAACCCAGUGAAAAGGUGCAGGUGCUAAUCAAGAAGUACGGCCUGGAAGGCACUCACUUGAAAGCCCAGGAAGAAGCCCGGGCCCGACUGGCGAUGCCCAAGGUGGUUCCAGCCCAAGGCGAACCGGCUUACGUACCGCCGAAGCCGGGCGAGAAGGAAGAAGCCGCCGAAGGCUCUGAAGAGCCCAAGGCCGAGGCCGCCACUGAAGAGGCUCCCGCCGCCGAGAGCAGCGAGAGUGCAGAAGCCGCCCCAGAAGUUGAGGCCAGCAGCGAGGCCUCGGAAGAGGGCGAGAAAACCGAGUAA
Messenger RNA from Cladocopium goreaui, 483 nucleotides. The record is from the annotation of a GenBank genome assembly. NCBI's taxonomy places the organism in Eukaryota, Dinophyceae, Suessiales, Symbiodiniaceae.